UCGAGCCAAGCCUAUGCAUACAAAAGUAGAAAGGAAAAAAAAUCUCGGUUUUCUGUCCUGAUUCACAUCAAUCGACAGUGACUUUCAAGGCUGAACCAUUAACUGCACAUAGUCAAACAGCAGAAAGUAAUACUACGAAACAACAUCUUGAAUUUGUUUGAAGGAGGACAACGACCAUAUAGCAGGAAUGGUUCAUUGAUAUGCUUCCAGUAUAUGCCUAGUGCCUGCAGAUAAACAAAUGUGUCUGCCGAAUCAUGCCUUGUCCAGCGAAAAUGAACGGGGAGGAACUUUUUCGCUAAGUCCAAAUCAUCCUUCAAAUCAAAAUCUUCUGGUACAGCGCGAGACUACCUGCUUGCAUCCCCAAUAGUCAACCAAAUCACGAUUUCUCUUACAGAGUAAUAGGUGGAAUCAUUGACUUUUUCACCUGCAGGCUCAUACUUUUCUCUGAAUAACAGCUACAAAUUCUACUCUUAACUUUAACGACUCUACUGAUACAUGCAUCAGUAUUAGUAUCGCAGAAGAACCAUAAACAGCAACACAAUCUCAUGACUCCAUUAUCCUCCAUGGAUGCAGCUGCAGCUUUUUGCCUCCUGCUUAUUGUAGCCACUACAGCUUCCUGCUCCGUGUAUGCACAACAAACCAAUGUUGGCUGCACCACAAAAGAGAGGGAUGCACUGCUCUCGUUUAGAGCUGGCAUCACAAGUGAUCCACAGAAUCCCCUUGCCUCGUGGAGUGGCAAGGACUGCUGCCAGUGGAGAGGUGUCGAGUGCAGCAACAACACGUGCCAUGUCAUCAAGGUUGACCUCUGCAACAAAUUCUUCCUAGAUGACCUCUUUGCUCCAUUCUACUCUCCUAGUUUUCGCGGGAUGAACGGGAAGAUAAGUCACGGCUUGCUUACUCUGCGUCAUCUGAAGUACCUUGAUCUCAGUGGGAACCAUCUCGGGGGAGUAGGUAUACCCAUACCGAGUUUCCUGGGCUCCUUCCGGAGACUGAUAUAUCUCAACCUCUCUUGCAUGGAUUUUGAUGGUAUGGUGCCUCCUCAACUAGGAAAUCUUUCGAAACUGCAAUAUCUUGACCUUGAUAACACUUACUAUGAUUAUAGUGGUUAUGAUAAUGUUUUACAAAGUGAGGAUUUGUCAUGGUUACCACGUCUCCCUUUUCUAAGGUUUCUUGACAUGAGUGGUGUCAAUCUUAGUACCAUUGGCCAUUGGGUUCAAGUGGUUAGCAUGCUUUCUAAUUUAAGGGCUCUCCAUCUUCGUCGGUGCAAACUUGUUUUUACAUACACACCUCUUGUGCAUCGGAACCUCACAUCACUUAAGAUGGUUGAUCUAACAAGUAACAUGAUUGCCAACUUGAAUCCCGCCUACUGGUUUUGGGAUGCUGACACCAUCAGGCACCUUGACCUAUCAUACAAUUGGGUUGUGGGUCCACUUCCAGACGCAGUAGGGAAUAUGACUUCCCUUGAAGUACUUCAUCUUGGAGGCAAUCAACUUAGUGAUAUGAAGGCAAAAACACUGAAAAAUCUAUGCAAUAUGAGAGAGUUCAUUGAGUUCAAAUAGAAUCAACCAAGAUAUUUCAGAAUUUUUGCGGGGGUUGCCUUCAUGUGCAUGGACUAAGUUGGAGUUGUUAGAUCUAACAUCAACAAAUAUCAGCGGGGGAAUUCCGAACUGGAUAAACCAAUGGACUAAUCUGAGCAUUAUUCAACUCUCCGCUAAUAGGCUUGUUGGAUCAGUACCUCUUGAAAUUGGUAUGCUCAGCAAGCUCAGUCAUCUGCAUCUAGAUUACAACCAGUUCAACGGCUCUAUUCUAGAGGAACAUCUAGCCGGUCUAGUGAAUUUGAAGGAAUUGGACUUGUCUUACAACUCACUGCACAUGACGAUCAGGCCAAAUUGAACUAGUCCGUUUAAAUUGAAACUAGCUUAUUUCCCAGGUUGUAAAAUGGGGCAUCAAUUUCCUUUGUGGAUUCAAGGGCAGAGGGAUGUUAGUUUUCUUGACAUUUCUGAUGCGGGCAUAGUUGAUUAUCUCCCAGAAUGGUAUUGGAGUGUUUUUUCAAAUGUUGAAUACCUUAACAUCUCUUGCAACCAAAUUAGUGGAAGGUUACCAAGGUCACUAGAUUUAUGUCGUCAGCUGAGAUAUUUGACCCCAAUUCAAACAACCUCACAGGUACCCUACCACAGUUACAUAAGCAUUUGGUAGAACUUGACAUCUCCAAAAACUCUUUAUCAGGGCCAUUACCACGAAAAAUUAUCGCCCAAAA
Molecule: messenger RNA, 2257 nt
Organism: Setaria italica (foxtail millet)
Lineage: Eukaryota; Viridiplantae; Streptophyta; Magnoliopsida; Poales; Poaceae
Product: LRR receptor-like serine/threonine-protein kinase ERECTA
Exons: 1
Coding region: 546-1559 (337 amino acids)
Molecular function (GO): protein binding
Source: RefSeq, a predicted model, not a curated record